UGCUGUGUGUAGCAGGGGGAUGAGUCCUGUUCAGUGGUACAGCAUCUAACACAGAUAUGGCGCGUCAGUGUUAGCUGUGGUUUUUACGUCUACGUUGGACCAGCAGGACAGGAAGGACACUUCGUUUGUAACGUCGCAGUAGCUCGAAAAGAAGCAGACGAAAUGAUGCGUUUCAUGCUGCUGUUCAGCCGGCAGGGGAAGCUGCGGCUGCAGAAGUGGUACACAGCCACAGCUGAGCGUGACAAGAAGAAGAUGGUCCGGGAGCUGAUGCAGAUAGUGCUCGCCCGCAAACCAAAGAUGUGCAGUUUCCUGGAAUGGAGGGACCUCAAGAUUGUCUACAAAAGGUAUGCCAGCCUGUAUUUCUGUUGUGCAAUCGAAGAGCAGGACAAUGAGCUGAUCACACUGGAAGUCAUCCACCGCUUUGUGGAGCUGCUCGAUAAAUACUUUGGCAGUGUGUGUGAGCUGGACAUCAUCUUUAACUUUGAGAAGGCUUACUUCAUUCUAGAUGAGUUCCUGAUGGGAGGAGAGAUCCAGGACACAUCUAAGAAGAGCGUCCUCAAAGCCAUCGAACAAGCCGACCUACUGCAGGAGGAGGACGAGUCACCCAGGAGUGUGCUGGAGGAGAUGGGCUUGGCGUAGUACACAGCAGUGUUGUGAGAGACUAUAGAUCCUGAGGUAGAGGGCUGAAUGAGAGAUUACUGGACACAAUCUGGGAUGGAACAUUUUUGGGCUGAUGGCGUUGGCUCUGUUUAUCUGUGGCUCUAGGGACUAAUGUACAGUGUUUAACUGGGGAAGAGACUCAGUUAAGAAUGGAAGAUCUUUGCAUUGACAGUCCUUAAGGUGUGUGUGUGUGUGUGUGUGUGUGUGUGUGUGUGUGUGUGUGUGUGUGUUUGUGAGAGAGAUCUAAGCAUGGGGUAGAGGAAAUGCGGUACACUUAAACUUGUGUAUGGCUGAAGGAGGAUUUUGUGUUCAAAUUUUAAAGGAGGGAGAUGGACUGGUACUGAUGUUAGAAUCACAGUGAGGCAGGUUUGCAGUUUCAUUGAUGCUUUGACGCAAAGAGCAGGUUGAACAGUCAGACCUUGUCAUGGAUGUUUAAGAGGUACUGAAUGUGGACUGGUCAGGGAUUUGAUUUAUAAGACAGAAGACAGUAAUAGGACAUCACUGAAGUGCUAAUAAGUCUUAUGUUAUGCUGUUUUUUUUUUUUUUGUCAUUUUCAACAAUUGUCAUGAGAAGACCAACACCAACAGUCCAUUUCUCAACACUUUAAGAUUUCCCUACCCUAUCUGUGGCUCUCAGCCCCAAGCCCAUUGAUUCCUACUGAAGAGGAAAAUCUCACAAAUGGAUAGUUGUAGUUUUUUUUGGUAAGUUUUUUUUUUGCAUGUUACAUAAAGAAGAGGAAAUUAUCUUUGUUGGGGACUAUUUUCAGUGGUGGAUUAAUCCACAUUUGGUGCUCUUGUGAGUAUAUUCCUGCAGGAUGUUGUAUGUGAGUCAAAAUGAACUGCUGUGUGUGUGUGUGUAUGGUUGCGUGGGUGGGUGUGUUCAGGCUAAUGAAGGAACACGUCGCCCAUUGCAACAGUGUGGCUCACUGAUGUGUUUUAAUAGUUUUUGGACAAUGACCUGCUGCACAUGAUAUUUGUUGACAGUCAGAAAAAAUCAUAAAAUAUCACCAAACCUCUAAAACAAAAUUCUGCUUUCAUACAACCAUGUAGCAUUUGCCUCAAUUCCUGCUGCUUUUACAUGUGCUAACAUAUAGCAGAUAAUAUAACAACAGACAGUUUUGGGAAUAACUUUAACAUUCACCUUCAUUCUCAGUUAUGGUUUUGGUAAUGCGUUGCAUUGUAAAGCCAUAUAAAGCCAUUGUGUCCCCAGACCUCAGCAAAGAAGAUGUAGUGAAACCUUAUCACAACCAACAGGAUGAGCUAUGAGUGUGUGUUUAGGGCCAUAACUACGACAUAAGAUAAAGAUUGUAAGAAAACAGAAUUUUCUUUAGUUUUCUGCCUCCACUCUCCUGUUCUGUCACUGCUGAAAUCAAGAGGUUUUGUUAGGAACAUGCGUGUUAUUAUAUUCUUCCAUUUCUUUAAACUGCGUUUGAUGUUUUAAGAAUUUCUGUUGAAUCUUCUCAUAGAGACUGUUUGAAAUUCAUUCUAUAUUUGUGAUUGGCCCCAUCUUAGCUAACGCAACGGGCCCAGGGUGAUAAACUGUAUUGUGGAAUUGUUAAUAAGGAACCAAAGACAUUUGAGUCUAAAACAAUAGCUUGUUUACAUAUGAGCCAUUCAUAUGUACCGUAAGUGGACUUAUGUACCGGAUGAGAUGGAAUGUGGCAUCUGCCUUAUGCAAUUUUAUAAGGUGCAACUGAUAAUCGCAUUCCACUUAGUGUCCCUCCAGGUAGCAGGAAGCAAACACGGAGAUGCAACAAGAAUUCAGAAGUAAUUGUUGGAGUUCAAACUUCACAGUUUUGCUGGAACUGGUACAUAUUCAGACUGGAUUGAACGAAUUAAAAUCAUUUGAAGUUUAGACAAA
This is a messenger RNA of Toxotes jaculatrix (banded archerfish), 2520 nucleotides long. RefSeq names its product adaptor related protein complex 1 subunit sigma 1 (gene ap1s1). Gene Ontology annotation, cellular component: AP-1 adaptor complex; intracellular membrane-bounded organelle; membrane coat. NCBI's taxonomy places the organism in Eukaryota, Metazoa, Chordata, Actinopteri, Toxotidae. The record is from RefSeq and is a predicted model, not a curated record. The coding region runs from base 163 to 639 and encodes 158 amino acids. Gene Ontology annotation, molecular function: clathrin-cargo adaptor activity. Gene Ontology annotation, biological process: intracellular protein transport; vesicle-mediated transport. The transcript is spliced from 5 exons.